CCCAACGAAGCAUUGAAACAAACAUUUGCCACAAAACUGUCAUAACUUUUGCCAUUCAGUGGUCAUUGAGUCCAAGAGUUGCUGCAAUCAGUUGUCCAGAUGUCCGUCACGUUGAGUCCAGACAAACGGGUCAUCGUAUCCAUCAAACCAUACAAUCACGAGAAAAGUCCCAAAAUAUGUCUUUCGAUGGACUCAUGCCAUGAGACCAAUGAUGGCGUGAAUAUCCGCAAGAGUUGCCACUCGUGUCACGAAUUGCGACAAAUGGUUGCCUUCAAAGACAUGGCUAUCCGGCGAUUGUCUGAAGACAGAGAGGAAUUGAAACUGAAAUUAACACAAAUUCAUAACAAAAACAUUGAUUUAAAGCAAACACUCAAAAGACUUGAAACUCAAGACAUCGGUUCCGAUGGCACCCAAAGCCACGAGAAGUUCAAUGAUCUGAAAGCAAGUAACGAGGAGUUGGUGGCUAUUAAUAGACAUUUGAGACAACAUUUAAAUACUUUAAGACAAGUGUUCACUGAGUUGUAUAAUUCCGGUGAAGAUACUGGAAAUGACACCACAGUUACCACAACCAACACAUCCAGUGAUACUACCGUCCAAUCGGUCACUAAAACCCCGACUAAAACACAGAGUACUUCCACUGACUUCAUCGCAACUACUGACAAAUCAAUGGAUAGAUCCAAAGGUGAUGAGAGUGUGGAACUGUCCUCGAAGUCCAGUUUUGAUAAGUGGUAUAACAAAUGAAUCUCUGGUUUAUGAUAUCUUAGGCUUACUUUUUUGAACAAAUCUUUUCUUUAUUCAAAUAUCACUUCAAAUCCAAAUGUUUUUUGUGACUAUUAUCUCAAAAGUAUAGUUAAUUAUUAAUAUAAUUGUCUUAUUUUUCA
This is a messenger RNA of Oppiella nova, 881 nucleotides long. The record is from the annotation of a GenBank genome assembly. Lineage: Eukaryota; Metazoa; Arthropoda; Arachnida; Sarcoptiformes; Oppiidae.